AUGUAUAUAUUUUUAAAUAUCUGCCUCAGUAAUAAAAGUUUGUAGUAGCUCAUCGAGCUGAGGUGGAGUUUUUGGAUACUCUCCUGUCCCGUUUUUUCUGUUGUCUCUAGACUAUUACAUUUCUAUUAAUAGAACAGUUUCGUUUGUGAUUCUGUCACAAAUAUGUGCAAAAAUGUAUUUCUAAUGCAAGGGGAAACGAUUACAAAAACGCAUCAACAGGAUAAUUAACAGUAAAACCAGGACAUCCGUCCUCUGUAUUGCGUUUACUGCGUGGCUUUUCCUUUACUUUCAUCUCUGGACGUCUCCUGGUCCUCCCAUGGAUGUGCGCUUUGCGCAUGCUCCGUGCAUCUUCUCCAUCCUUCAGGUCUGGAAGCUCGUGCAAAGAUGCUCAGCGGAUCCCCUCGCUCCUCUCAGGGUGAAAGCGCGUAAUCCGGAGGGGCGGACGCAGGAAACGGUUCGGGUUCGUGCAGGUUCGACUCCCCGGUGUGCGCUCGCGCAACAUGGAGCUGAAGAAAUCUAUCUCGGACACGGAGAGCGCGCUCAGGAGCUACGGUGCCGUGUCGGAAACCGCGUGGACAACAGACAAAGGUCACUCAGACGUGUCCAUGGCAGAAAGCACCAUGUCUCCAGAGGAGAUCGAGGUGGAGAUGGUCCGCAUCCAGCGCCUGCGGGAGGUCCUGGUGCGCAGAGAGUCCGAGCUCCGCUUCAUGAUGGAUGACAUUCAGCUCUGCAAAGACAUCAUGAGUAUGAAGAAGGAGCUGAGACAGAUCGUCGCAGUACCAGAGAAAGAGAAAACCAAAAAGCAGCGUCAGCGAGAAGAGGAGUUGAUCCUGAAGAUCCACAAGCUGGUGCAGAAGAGGGAUUUUCUGGUGGAUGAUGCAGAGGUGGAGAGACUGAGGGAGCAGGAGGAGGACAAAGAGAUGGCCGAGUUCCUCCGGCUGAAGCUCAGGCCUCUGGAGGAGAAGCUCAAAGUCGCACAGAAUCCUCCGAAGGUCAAGAGACAAAUCCCAGAGCCUCCUCCCAAUAAACCUUCCAUCACCAAGUCAGUGGCCAUCAUUAAGGACUGCUGCGGCGCCACCCAGUGCGCUGUGAUGUAACCGCUGCUCCGCGUCCCGACCCUCACAUAACACGACCCUGUCAAUCAAAACUGCAGCCGGAAGAGUUUGUCCCUGAAUCUCCUUAGAAGAUCAGCGCAGACGGAGUCAGUAACCCACAAAGAUGAAGCAGCAUCACUCCAGAGUGCACCUUUUCUAAAUUGCAUCAAUAAGACGUGUGGAGAUAAAAUGCUGGUUGAGGAAAAUCUUAAUGAGUUUCUUUUGCUGCAAUUUAACAAAAAGGAACACAGAUGUGAGACAAAAAAAGGCACCUCCAAGAAGGUGGUUCAAUGCAAACUAUGGCAAGAAUGUGGAUCAUUCCAGUCCAAGCGUGUCCAGGCAAACUCAGGAGGCUAUAAAAGAUAAAGAAUAAAGCAACAGACACGAGCAGCAAAGAGUCUGGAUCUUCAGCCAAUCAUCUGUGGUUGAGGAAAUCAGAAAAGAAAAAAAAAGGCUUAUUUUUGGUCCCAUUUUACCCCAAUAAAAUAAUAAAUAAAAAAUAGGUAGUUUCUUCAAGUUCAGGUUGGCAUAAAAUUAGACUGAAGAUUUCCUUUAUAUUUUUCCUUGAAUUUUUUCCCUCCAGGCCUCAGAGGUCGGCUUUGUCUGGACAAAAAUAAGAAAAUGAUCCAAUAGAGAAAAAAAAAAGCUGCUAAAUAUUCAUUCUUUAGGAGUUUUACUGCGUAUUCAUCAAUGGGGUUUAAAAACAUUAAAGGAGAGCUAAAGACUGAAGUUUAGUGUGACUCGAUGUUGAUACAAAUGUUCUACUUUCUUUAAACUCCUUAAAAGUUUAACUCAUUGCAGAUGUUUCUGUAGAACAAGAGGGCCAAAAGGCCACAAGGUGAAGUCCGAGAGAAACGGCGACAAAAAAACAUUUGUUCUCACAUUUAGGUCACGGAGGAAAUAAUUAUUUUAACUCAUUUUAUAAGACGGUCUCCCAUCAAGCAACUUAUGCAAAUGUUUAGUUUACGUACCACAGAAUUAAACCUGUCAGAUCAAACUAAACAUUGAGUUUUAAUUCAUUGUUACAGAAAGUGAACCAGAAUACAUGUGACCCAUCAGGAAAAUGAGGAGGAUGUGCUCUGCUCAAAUGUUUGCAUGCUUUUAUUUUGAAAAACUGUUCUGCCUCUACAGUAUUGCAGUCACAUCUCUUCUGGUGGAAGUUGGCUGUGGCUGUUCUUUGGAUACAAAACUGUUACUGGUUCAUCUGCAGGGGGAAAGAGAAAUUCCAGAAACCCACAGGCUUUAAAAAAUAAAUAAAUAAACGACAAUAUUUUUAACAGCCCACAAAGCCGAGCAAAGUCUACCUUUACUUUAAAUCAGGCUGGUUUUUGACCAUCAGUUCAAAUUAAACCACCAACUCUGAAUGUGAGGAAAGAUUUUACGAGAUCAAACAUGUUUGGAGUAACCUUGAAAUGUGUAAACGUCUUGACCGCUGCUGCAGAUGCUGCUGAGAAGAAACCCAAAUCAUUCAGAUGAAAAAAAUGUCCUCAAUGUCAAACUGCUGCAAUCCUGGAUAGCCCCCCCCCCCCCCCCCCCCCCCCGGUUUCAUUCAUCAGCCUCUUUCCCCUUUUCCAGUCCACAGGAACAAGCCAACAUUUCAUUGCCUGUAAAUACCAACGCUGCAGCCGUCCGUCAUCCUGAGGAUCCUCCCCCUUCAACUCGCUGCAGAUGAAGAGUGGAGGUCUGAUGUCAUCAGUAUAUAAGCAUACGAAUAUUCUCUGAAUUUAGCCUGUUUUUAUGACUAAACGCAGCUCCCACAGCCUGCAUGGACGCCGCGUGUUUGCGUGUCACGGCCCAACAGGCCGUCUCGCCGUCCCGUUCCCUUCACGUUCUGUAGUCGUGGUACAUUUUUAGAGAUCUUGAUGAUGAGUGUUGAACAAGUAUGCAUAAGCCGACACUACUGUACAUGAAGUGUACGUUUAAAUAAAGGAGCAUUUUUCUGGACUC
This is a messenger RNA of Oryzias latipes (Japanese medaka), 3041 nucleotides long. It is a transcript of the gene bmerb1, whose product is annotated as bMERB domain containing 1. Gene Ontology annotation, cellular component: microtubule cytoskeleton. The record is from RefSeq and is a predicted model, not a curated record. Gene Ontology annotation, biological process: negative regulation of microtubule depolymerization. Lineage: Eukaryota; Metazoa; Chordata; Actinopteri; Beloniformes; Adrianichthyidae.